AUGGCUGGUUCAAUCGCUGACAACGCUUCCAUCUACAAAAAGAAGCCGUUUACGUACGUUCCUCCAUCACCUCCGGCUGGGUUAAUAGAUUCUACGUCCUACACAUUAGACUUCACCACUCGCAAAUUUGUACUUGUGGGAAUCGAUCCGACUGAUGAUUUCCAAACAGUUAUCCAUAUAUUGACUUCUUCCCGUCACGUGAAAUUGACGACAGAUUUUCUAAAACGAAUAUUCUCGCUUAUGGGUAACGUGCUAUCAUUUAUACAAGAGAUACCGAAAUCAUAUAAACGAAACAUAUUUCUCGAGACAGAGUUUUUUAAAUUGUCAAGUAUGGUGUAUGUAGGAGCAAAUGUUCUAUUAAUAGAAUCUAAACCGAGGACGGGUGUAGAGUUCUUUUGA
Messenger RNA from Macrosiphum euphorbiae (potato aphid), 399 nucleotides. The record is from the annotation of a GenBank genome assembly. NCBI's taxonomy places the organism in Eukaryota, Metazoa, Arthropoda, Insecta, Hemiptera, Aphididae.